Molecule: messenger RNA, 1765 nt
Organism: Sorex fumeus (smoky shrew)
Lineage: Eukaryota; Metazoa; Chordata; Mammalia; Eulipotyphla; Soricidae
Gene: RIPK3
Product: receptor interacting serine/threonine kinase 3
Exons: 11
Coding region: 1-1740 (579 amino acids)
Biological process (GO): protein phosphorylation
Molecular function (GO): JUN kinase kinase kinase activity; ATP binding
Source: RefSeq, a predicted model, not a curated record
AUGUGCCAAGCUGAUUUCACCUGGGCACCUCAGAUAGGAGCAGACGUCCGCCCUCUCCACCUGCACCAGAUGAACCCCAGCAGCCCCAAACUUCCAAAAACCAAUUGCCACUACCCUCAGCCCAUCUUCACAGGCCCAUCAUGGGAUCCCAACGAAGAGAAUAAAUCCACGAAAAACCCAGAACCCCUCUCGGACCCCUCUCUGCAGCAGACCCCAAGUUCCGAAACCGGUCCCUGCGGUGGGCUGGAAAAUUUCCCCAGCGCCAGCCUGAGGGCGGGAAGUAUAUGGCAAAAUGGCCCCCGAGCCCCCUUGGUGCCUGUCGAGGAAUUGGAGUACGAGAUGUUCGUCGGCGAAGGUGGAUUCGGCAGGGUGUUCAAGGCAAAGCAUAAGACGUGGGCGGAUGAAGUGGCGGUCAAGAUCGUGAACGCGGAGUCCAUAUCCGACGAGGUCAAAGCCAUGGUCAAUCUACGGAACAAGUUCGUGGUGAUGCUGCUGGGGGUCACCAACGAACUGCAGUGGGGCGGCAGGGCAGGACCUGCCCUGGUGACCCAGUACAUGGAGAACGGGUCCCUGGCUCAGCUACUGAAGCCAAACUGCCCGCGCCCCUGGCCGCUUCUCUGCCGCCUGCUUUGGGAGCUGGUGCGCGGCAUGUGUUACCUGCACAGCCUGAACCCGGUGCUUCUGCACAGGGACCUCAAGCCCUCCAACGUCCUGCUGGAUUCCGAUCUGCACGCCAAGGUGGCAGACUUCGGCCUGUCCACAUUUCAGGGAGGUUCCCAGUCAGGGGUAGCAGUUGGAAAAGCACGGGGUACCCUGGAGUACCUGGCCCCAGAACUGUUGGCUGAUGUGAAUCAAAGGGCCACCAGGGCCAGUGAUGUUUACAGCUUUGCCAUCCUGUUGUGGACCGUGCUCGCUGGAAGAGAAGUUGAGACUGUGUCGAACUUCUCACUGAUGGUGGAAACAGUUGGCAAGAGGGACAUCCGUCCCCCGCUGCCCGAGACCAGCUCUGAGAAGCCAGGCUUUGAAGAACUGAAGGAGUUAAUGCAGCGCUGUUGGAGCCCUGUCCCCAAGGACAGACCUUCCUUCCAGGAUUGCUGCCCCCAAACUGAUAAAGUCCUAAAGCUGGUGGUGACAGACAUGGAUGAUGCAGUGUCCAAGGUGAAGACGUACCUGUCUGAGAACAGAAGCAGUGAUGGGGUGUCACCUACCCCUGAGUCAAGCUUUGAAGGGACAGAACAGGAUGGUCUUAGAGGAACCACAGCAAGCAGUACCUGCAUUCCCUAUGAGCAGCUGAGCACUCUGAGAUUGACAGAGUCCCCGACCUCUGUUCCUGAAAGACCUACAAACCCAGCUGAGAGGAUGGAGACACAGAGGGAACCGAUUCAUCGUGUCCAGGCAGCAGGGGCAACUUCCAGUUCAUCAGCCCCAAUUCGGCCGCCCCAAACUGCAGAAACCUCAUCUUUCAGAAGGCCCAAUUCCAGCCCCAACUCGGCCAGGAACCCAAGAUUUGAAUCCUCAGGGAAUCAGGAGGCUGGGAAACAAAGCAGCCCCGAGCAUGGCUGGGCACAGGCACCAGGUUCAGCACCAGGCUAUGUUGUCAUACAAGGCUGCCAAUCGGUGCAGUUUGGAAACAACAACCAAAUGUACUCAUCCCCAGGAGCCCUGGGUUCGUCCUCGCAGGCCAGGAGGCCCCCAGUCAUCCAUUGGAAUCCUCGGUGGCCCCGUCCUCCCCGCCAGUAGCAGAAUUUGGGGAAUCUGCAGAUGA